AGGAAAAGGUAUUUUCUUGUGUAGAAUCUUCGGUUAACUCACGUACAGAUGGGACUUUUACUGUGCUCCUUGAAGGUUCUUGUCUUUUUUUAAAUAACUGGUGGAAGAGAAGGAGGAACAGGAGGCCAUGGAAGGAGACAACACAGAUGACAUUGAGUCUCUCAUGGAGGGCAUGGACUUUAUCCCUGGCCACUUUCACCUGGACCUCAGCCUCAACUGUGACCCUGUGGGGCCUGUGAAGCUGCGACACAGGGACACUUAUCUAAAACAGGAGAGCCUGCGGGGAGAGUUAGAGGCUGAAGUUGGAUAUUUACAAUAUGCAGUCAGAAAUCUCCUGGGUCUGCUGGCUUUUCACCUUGAACAGAUGGACACAGCUAAGGAAAUAUUCAGAAGCAUUUGUAAAGAAGACCCUGGGAACCUCAAUGCCUGGGCCAACCUGGGCUAUGUGUAUGAUAAGCUGGGGAGAGAGGUGGAUGUAGGGGAGUGUGUGGAUAAAGUGUCCUACCUCAUGGGCUUAGAUGCAGGAGAGGCCUCUCAGGAAGAGACCAGACUAUUGGCGGCCCGCUGCCUGGCUGAACAGGCCUACGUUUAUCCAUAUGAUGUGGAACUGGACUGCGAAGACGACCUGAGAGAGAGACUGACUGCAGCACUGACAUUUUACAACAGAGCCCUGGACUAUGGGGGAGACCUGAUACCAACGGAGGAAAAACUAAGCUGGUAUUUUAAAAUGGCAACCAUCUAUGUGAGACUAGAUGACAUAGUAAAGACCAAAGAGGACUCUGAAUACUCCAGACUCUCUCACUACAACAAGGGACUGAGGUUUCUCAAAGAAACACUGGAUUCUGAGAGAACACAGCAUAAAGCUCUAGCUUGGUGUUACAUUGGCAUCAUGUUGGAGAGGAAAGAUGAGUUCACCACUGUGCCCAUGUCUGUACAUGACUGUGGAUUCUCUGCCUCUGAUCCUCUAUCCUGCUAUGGAACUGCCAUAAAUAUGGCCAGUGAUGAUGCAUUCAUCCUGAACCUUCUGGCUAAGGUCUUCUUUCUGCUGGGCAAACACGAAAUGGCCACAGGGAUCAGCAACAUGGCCCUAAAUGUGCUGCCAGAUCCAGAGCUCAACUGGCAGGCUUACUGCACCCGCGCCAAGAUCAACAUGAUGCUCUAUGCCAGGGACCUGGAGAAGGCAAAACAUGGUGAAGGUGGAAUCCCAGACCGACAGAGGCUAACAGAGGCCAGAAAAGACUUGGACAAGGUCUUGACUGUACGUCCAUGUCUGCGAACUCACCUAGAGAUGGCACAGGUGUACUACUACAUGGGCGUAGAUGCACUCCAGGAGAGCCUUUUGGUGGAUGAGGGAGCAGUGAAUAGUGCGUUGGUGAGCUUGUCCCAUGCCCUACAGUUUAAGUUGGGUGACAGUUUGCCAGACCUCCAUGUGCUCAGAGGGCGCUGCCUCCAGCUGAAAGGUGAGGAGCAGAAUGCUACAGACUGUUUCAAACAGGCCGUGGAGUUAGAAAGACCAGGAAGCACAGAUACCACAGCCCUGCGCUGCCUCCUAGAGGCCCUCCUGGCUCUGUUCAUGCAGGGAGGCCCUGAUUCCAGUCCUGCUAUCACCCAGCUAGAGAUGUGGGUGCAAAAGGCAGAGGAGAGGUACCCUAAGGACAUUGUGAAGGCUGAGCUGAGGUGCCUUUACAGGACUCACACAGCAGAGGUCACAGAGUUAUCCAGGGCUCUGAUCAGGACAGGACGGCUGGAUCUAGUGAGGAGGCUACUGGAAACAGUGGUGCCUAAACAACUGGGUAAGAGGAAACCAGUUGCAAGGUCUUUGUCCUUGACAUGAGGUAAAUAUAUGACUUUAAUAGAUAUACUUUGGCCUUCUCUGAUGCAUUAGAAAGGCGAGACUCGUUCAGAAACCUUGAGAGGAGAAUAUCUCUGCACUGUUGCCAGGCUGGUCUGGGCCUCGGUCACAGAAGCCUCUGACAGCACCUCUCCACAUUAAGAUAUGUUUUGGAGCAUAUGUCAACUAAAGAAAUAUUAGAUAAAAGUUACAUACUGUAGCUUAAAUGUAUCUGACAGGUGACAAGAAGUUGAAACAGAACUUAACAGCUAAGUGUUCACUGAUAAUGCAUUUCUUACAAUAUUCACUUGUUGUAACUAAAGUAUGCUGAAACAAUUGUGACAACAAUUUGUUGAUUUGAUGUUAAGUUGCAAAGAGCCGUGAAUCUGUAAAACCACAAAACACUGCUUUUCUUAUGUAAUUUACACAUUAUUCAUUUGCUGUCUUUAACUUAUUGUUGGAAGGACAAUAAAAUAUCAUAAACUGUCUUAAAAUUGAACACAUCCAGAUUGUUCUUUUCAAAACAGUUCAACAUUAUA
Molecule: messenger RNA, 2370 nt
Organism: Toxotes jaculatrix (banded archerfish)
Lineage: Eukaryota; Metazoa; Chordata; Actinopteri; Toxotidae
Gene: ttc22
Product: tetratricopeptide repeat domain 22
Exons: 8
Coding region: 128-1834 (568 amino acids)
Molecular function (GO): protein binding
Source: RefSeq, a predicted model, not a curated record